AGAGCGCGGCGCGGGUGCUGGACGCCAUCGCUAACCGCGUGCCCGAAGACACGGAGACAGGCAGCCUGCUCGCGACCCCUCUGCACCUGAAGAUGGUGGCCGAGAUCUUCAUGGACGGGGGCGCAGAGCCGCUGGACGGCGAGUGGGCUCUGGAGGUCUACGAGCUCUUCCGGAAGUUCGUGCGGCGCAAGGAGGAGGCGUCCCUGGACAAACACGGCUUCCAGGCCGCCAACAUCGAAUGCGCUCCGUUCUUCAAACCUGACUUCUUUUCCCAAUUUCAUCAGAAUUGCGCUAUGUUCUUGCUGGUAUCAGACAUGCGGUUUAAGGAUGUGGACCCGCAGCCCUUUGAAGACUUCAUCUCCGACAACCUGGAGGUCCUCCAACGGCUGAAGACGGGCCUCAUGUGGGUGGGCGACGACGCAGCGCCCCGCUUCGUCCACUACACGCUCGUCGAGUACUUCGCGGCGGCGUGGCUGAGCGCGAACGUGGCGCGGGAGGCGGCGGCGCGGACGGUGGCGCGCUCCUUGAUCGCGGGCGCGAACCACGAGGGCGUCGGUGGCGGCGGCGGUGGCGUGCUGCUGCACUUCCUCGACGAGAUGCUGGCGGAGGACCCCUCGCUGCACAGCGCAGUGCACCACACGGUGGCCGAGAGCAUCAACGAUGACUCUCUGACACACGUGGCUGUGAACAACGUGGAGUCGCAAGAUCCAAGAGAAGGGCCCCAGGACAGUGGGAAGGGCUCGCCCAACGUGCUCCAAUUGCUGUUCAGCGAAGCCCAAGGAAGCGCCCAGGGCAUCACCUCGCUCCACCUGGCGGCGGCCAACGGCCUCGCGGCGUGUGCGCGCGCUCUAAUACGACACGGAGCAGACGUCAACAGCGCAGAUGCAGGCGGGAGGACGCCUCUACACGUAGCGGCCACUGAAGGCUCUGUUUAA
Gryllus bimaculatus (two-spotted cricket) is the source of this 935-nucleotide messenger RNA. Lineage: Eukaryota; Metazoa; Arthropoda; Insecta; Orthoptera; Gryllidae. The record is from the annotation of a GenBank genome assembly.